This is a messenger RNA of Silurus meridionalis, 2858 nucleotides long. RefSeq names its product piggyBac transposable element-derived protein 4-like. Bases 288 to 1961 code for a protein of 557 amino acids. The transcript is spliced from 2 exons. Lineage: Eukaryota; Metazoa; Chordata; Actinopteri; Siluriformes; Siluridae. The record is from RefSeq and is a predicted model, not a curated record.
UGCUCGGGCACAUUUCACUUCGCUUUAGGAACUAGGAAGUUGCAAACCUGCCCAGCCCUAUAGUGCAUGCAAAUAAUAGCUAGGGUGUCAUUCAAAAGAACAAAUAUCUCGGUGUGAAAGGAAGAAACAACUGCAUACAUUGAUGCUCUGCACUAUUAUUAUUAUUUGAAGCAUUUCAAUUGAGAAUAUGGCUUCUCACGAAGCCACAAAGCGGUAUUCGGGAGAGCGACGAUAAUGGUGGAAACGGUUCUGGACGUCUAGACGACGAGGACGGCAUAGACGAUGAGAUGGGUUUGGAUAAGGAUGGUUCUGACAGUGAGGAUGAAAGUGAAAAGGAUAACCAGUCCACAUCUCCAGUAAAGAAGCCACAUCUAUCCACUGAGGCAAAAUCUGUCCCUGCAUGGAAGAACCCCGAUGACGAAGAUGUGUCUCCACCAGCGAUUCGGUUCCGACCUGCACGGACUCCUGGGGUGCAACUGAAUCCGACAAACACGUACACGCCACUGGAAUUGUUCAAAUUGUACUUCUGUGAAGAUACUGUGGCCACACUGUGUCAGAACACCAAUAAACAAGCUGAUAGGAACAUCCAACAAGGGUGCAAGUACAAAUGGACCACUUUGACAGUAGACGAGUUCUACAAGUACAUCGGACUGAUUUUUUACAUGGCCCUGUUGAAACUGGACCACAUUAAAGAUUACUGGAGGCAAAACAAUAUUUUUUCCAUCGCCUUCCCGGGGACGGUGAUGGCGAGAGACAGGUAUAGGACCAUAUCAUGGAACGUGCACAUGAGCAAUCCGGAUGAGGACCAGGAAAACGACGGUAGACGAGGAACACCGCAGUAUGACCGACUAUUCCGGGUAAAACCGCUCAUGAACAGGAUUCGGGAUGCCUGCAAAACCUUUUACCAUCCAAAGAGAAACCUUUCGGUGGAUGAACGAAUGGUAGCAACUAAAGCAAAAACGGGCAUGACGCAGUACAUGAAGAGAAAACCCACCAAAUGGGGCUUGAAGUUGUUCGUAAUGGCAGACUCGAGCAACGGAUACACGGUGGAUUUUUCCGUGUAUACAGGAAAGGACAGCUCUUACUCAGGACAAGGGAUUUCACAUGACAUUGUGAUGUCAUUCAUGGAUCGUUCCUUCUUGGGUUCCGGGUACCAUGUGUACAUGGACAAUUUUUACACAAGCUCAAAGCUAUUAAUGGAUUUGCAUGCUCACAAAUUUGGCGCUUGCGGGACAUACAGGGAAAACAAGAAAGACAGUAAAGAUUGGCCGAACACUAAGUUAAACUCUCUCGGUAGAACGUCACUCAGGGGAGACUUCAGGUGGAUCAGGGACGGUUCUCUGGUGUUCGUGAAGUGGAUGGACGCUCGAGAAGUCUCGGUUUGCUCUACGAUCCAUGCAGCCUACGCUGGCGAAACGAUUCAACGGAGGGUAAAGACCAUGAAAGGGACAUGGGAGACAAGGACAUUUUCGUGCCCAACUCCUGUCCUCAAGUACAACCAACACAUGGGAGGUGUGGACUUGUCUGACCAACUGAUUCAGUACUACACAGCGCAGCACAAAACAAUGAGAUGGUACAGGAAGCUGUUUUUACACUUCUUGGACAUUGCGGCUACGAACGCGUACAUCUUACACAAAGAGCUCGCGGCGCAGCGGAAGCGUAAAGCCUCGACCCACAAGGCAUUCAUGGAGGAGCUGACCGCACAGCUGUGUGGCAUGUUGCAGAAAAUCCCUUUAAAACGGAGCAGCUGCGAUCACAUACCGGUGCCCGUGGCCAAACUGUCUACAGACGUCAGGCGGGUAGCUUCGCGAGGUCGGAGGAGCUGCGUCCUCUGCCGAUCGCAACGAUCCAAAAAAACGCCAUGGAAGUGCAGGAAGUGCGAUGUUGCCCUUUGCCUGCAGCUGACUAGAAACUGUUUUGAAGAAUGGCACGAGACUGUCAGCUUAACUGUAGUAAAGUGAAAACAUGCUGAGUUUAAUCAAAAAAUAAAUAACCACCUAAUAGAAUUGUAGAUCGUUUUAUCGUGACUUCUAAACUGGCAUUAACUCGUGGGACAUUCAUUUAUUUGACUAUCUGUUCUACUGGGUGGCAAGAGAAUAAGAAUAAUGUAAAAUAUGUUCUUUAGUGAUUUAGUGAUUCCUAUAUGAUCAUUAGAUUAUGUAUGCUUUAAAAAGAAACAUUGUUGGACAGAUGGUUGACGAAAAUAAAACACAACCAAAAGGAUUUCAUUCUUCCAGGCUUUAGGUCUUUUUGAACUUGCAAAAAGUUCACCGGUAGAUCAGAAGUUCUUCUUUUUCCAGAUCAAGAUUUUGGUGAAUUUACAUUUCUAGACAUUGAUCCAGAGCGACUUAUAAUUAUAUCAUAAUGCAUUCAUGCAACUGAGCAGUUGAGCAGAAAUCGUCCGAUUACUGUCCAGAAUGAUUGUGCGUGUGCUCGCUGCAACCUUAGCCUCCUGUUCUUGGCUGAAGACCAUCUGCCUCAGGUUUAGUUGUGGUAGCUCAGUGGUUAAGGUGCUGGGUUACUGUUCGGAAGGUGCUGCCAAUUUUGGAGCCUUAAAAAGGGCCCUUAACCCCCGUGUGCUCCAGGCGCCAUAUGCUGACCAUGCCCUCUGACCCCAGCUUCUGAACAAGACGGGUUAUGGCGAAGAAGAGAAUUUGACUGUGCUGUAAUGUAUAUGUGAUAAAUAAAGGCUAUUCUAUUUUAUUCUUGUGCAUUUUGAGACAUUUUUCUGCUUCCCACAGAGAAGUAUAUAGAGAUAUUAGAGCUUAUCCUUCAUCAAAACCGCUGGGGUCUUGCUGGAUGUACUUUCUGUCCAAAAUACCAACAAAAUAACAACAUUUAAAGCUGUUCGAUGGCAU